Coregonus sp. 'balchen' is the source of this 3914-nucleotide messenger RNA. Lineage: Eukaryota; Metazoa; Chordata; Actinopteri; Salmoniformes; Salmonidae. The record is from the annotation of a GenBank genome assembly.
AUGCUGUAAGUAGCACUAUCUCACGUCCUUUAGUACUGAGAAGCCAGAUAGGCCUACACAAUUACUCAGCGAUAAAGAGUCCUGCUAGGUGGUUUCACUUCUAUACUGCUGUUAUAUUUCCGUGUUGUGACAGGGUUGUGUGGUCUCAUAUUUAGCCUCUGGUCAUUUUACAAAUAAAUACGUUUUCAUUUAAUUUCCCUUUCCUCAUUGCUAGUAGUAAACAGUCUGUGGUGUGAAAGCAGUACGGUGUGAUGUUAAAGUGGUGCUGAAUUCUGUCCUCAGGGAUGACCAUGGCUUCAGUCCUCUCCACUGGGCCUGCAGGGAAGGCCGCUCCAGCGUGGUGGACAUGCUCAUCAUGAGAGGGGCUCGCAUCAACGUGAUGAACCGAGGAGAUGACACGCCCCUGCACCUGGCCUCCAGCCACGGCCACAGAGACAUCGUGGGCAAGGUGGGGCGGAGUGGACACACACUGCACACACACUACUUACACAAACACUUGAGGUCAAUUAUAUAAUUGGGUUGAUAUAGCUUCUCUUUAGGUUGAUAUAGCUUUCCCUAUAAAAGCCUAGGAAGGAACUUAUGAAACCAGAGUUGAUGGCUGCCCAACACCCCAACUCACUGCAUGGUUAAGACUUGUCUGCUCUUGUUGCAGUGCUGACUGACAUCAGUCGCUGUGCUGACUGACAUCAGUCGCUGUGCUGACUGACAUCAGUCGCUGUGCUGACUGACAUCAGUCGCUGUGCUGACUGACAUCAGUAAUUUCACAGAGGGAGAAAACACUGGCACCAUUUCUCAGAUAGUGUUGGGUGGAUAUUGUUUUUAAACUGUACUCAGCUGCAACAUAACAUCUUCAACUCAUGCCUAAGCAAGUCAAAGUGUAACACUUUGAUACACACACACACACUGUGAUUUGUCAGUUAUUUUAUUUUAAAUAAUGUUUUCUUUCUUUCUGGUCCUUCUAGUUACUGCCUAACUCUCAAAUCGUAUGCCGUUCAAUGCAGUAGUGUUAGUCUGCUGUGACCGGUUGUCUGGUUUUGUAGCGCUGCAGACCACGGUUAUGAUUUGGUUUAAUAUUAGACAUGUCACAAUACCUCUGGAAUGUGUGAGCAGGCAAGAUAAAUCAUUUUCCAGGCCUGCCAUAGGUGGAUUACUAGCAUCACUGUAUAUAAUCCAAACAGGAUCUGGACAGCCUUGUGUUGUGUGUGUAACCUAAUUUUGUGGUUCUGUCUCCUAGCUGAUCCAGUGCAAAGCAGACACCAACACUGCCAAUGAGCACGGCAACACACCACUGCAUUACGCCUGCUUCUGGGGACAGGACCUAGUGGCUGAGGUCAGUAUGCCCCCUGGUGGCGUACUCUGGGUACUGUCUCUGUUUCUAUGUGAACAACAGUUUAUGUGCCACUGGAGUUAAAUUGAUGUCUGUAUUCCUCAGGACCUGGUGACUAACGGCGCUCUGGUGAACAUCUGUAAUAAGUAUGGAGAAACUCCUCUGGACAAAGCCAAACCUCACUUGCGUGAAGCCCUCCAAGGUAUUCAAAAUCCUAUUACUCUGCACCAUCUAUUGUUGGCAAGAAAAUUGUGAUUAUUAUCUGUGUUAGCCCUGUUACCUAAUCAAUGCGUGCUUUGUGUUCGCCCCCCCCCCCCCCCCCUCUCAGAGAAAGCAGAGAAGUUGGGCCAGAGUUUGACCAAGGUCCCCUUCAAGGACACAUUCUGGAAAGGCACCACCAGAACUCGACCCCGUAAGUCCCACAGCAAUAAAGCCAUUUACGAGCUGCCUGGUUUUCAUUACUACGCUCUGAGAAAACAAGACGUGAAUAUCAGGCACAGUUCAUAGGAAUGAAUGAACAGCUAGUAAAUGUUCGUCUGAGGUCUCUUUGGUAGUCCCCAAUGUGCUUGAUGAAAUUUCCCCUGUCUUUCAGUGUGCUAAAUUGUGCAGAAAUAAAAGGGCUUUUUGCCAGACCUAGGGCUUUAGCGUUGCUCUUCAACUCUGUCCGUCAAUGCGUGCAGGUAACGGCACUUUGAACAAAGCAGCGGGCAUUGACUUCAAACAGCUCUCCCUCCUGGCUAAGAUCAAUGAGAACCAGUCUGGAGAGGUAUGGAGGUGUUUCUACAUGACUGCUGUUAUUUUUUAUCUGUUACUGAUGUCCACAAUAACACAUGUUACAAAGUGAUCAAUCUCUAAAACGCUGACACACACCAGCAUGGAGUUCUACUGUAUAUUGUCAUUGUGGAGGUUAUGCUGGAACUUUGUCUCAAUCCUACUUUUUUCUUUAGUUGUGGCAAGGCCGCUGGCAAGGGAAUGAGGUUGUGGUGAAAGUGUUGAAGGUUCGCGACUGGUCCACCAGAAAGAGCAGAGACUUCAAUGAGGAGUAUCCCAAACUCAGGUAAUAACUUUUUACCCGCUUAUUGUUCAUUGUAGGUGUAUUUUCUCCUGUUCUGUGGAUAUCAUGUCUGUCUUCCUCUUGUAUCUUUUUAUUUAUUAUUAUUUACUGACAUGUUGAUCUGUAUGGAAGUUAUUUUGGUUUGGAUAUGUCCCAUCCUAUAUGUAUAUUUGUCUGUCUCCUCCCCCCUGUCCCUCUUCCUCUGGGCCCAUCCCAGGAUAUUCUCCCACCCCAAUGUGCUGCCCAUGUUGGGAGCGUGUCAGUCUCCUCCCGCCCCUCACCCCAUCAUCAUCACACACUGGAUGCCCUAUGGCUCCCUCUACAACGUGCUUCACGAGGGCACCAGUGAGUACCACACUAACCUGCACUGUACUAAAGCCUUCCAAUGUGGGACAGUACAUUGAGAUAAGGUCAUUGAUUCAUAGAAUAUGCCUGGACGUCUGUUUGAAGUGCAGGCUUACGAAUUGGAAAAUAUAUAGUUAUUAAUGUUACUGUACUACUUACUGGAGAAGGAAUACAAUGUUACAGCUGUUGCUGACGUGUGAAAAAUGACUGACAUGGAUCUGUUGUCUUUGUCGUCUGUCAGACUUUGUGGUUGACCAGACACAGGCAGUGAAGUUUGCUUUGGACAUUGCCUGUGGGAUGGCCUUCCUGCACACGCUGGAGCCCAUGAUCUCUCGGCACUCUCUCAACAGCAAGAGCGUCAUGGUGAGAGAUGGACACAAAUGAACAGUACAAAUUCACUACAGUGAUAUACUGUAGUUGUCAGGUGUUUCAAUCAUGCUUCUUAUGCCUUGGUGGAUGACUUCCUUUGGGUUUGAAACUCACUGUUAUAAUGACCUGAUAUUCCUUGACAGAUCGAUGAGGACAUGACUGCCAGGAUCAGCAUGUCAGAUGUCAAGUUCUCCUUCCAGUGUCCAGGCAGGAUGUACUCCCCAGCAUGGGUAGCCCCUGAAGGUCCAUUACACACUCAUCAACUUUUUCUCUGCUUACCGCUUUUCACCUUUGAGAAUGUAAAUGUUUGCUUUAUGUAACUAUAAGGUAUACAACUCUUACAACUAUGAACAUGUGUGUGAUCCUCUCUCUCUGUCUCUCUCUGUCUCUCUCUGUCUCUGUCUCUCUCUCUCUGUCUCUCUCUAUCCUGUGCUCAUGCAGCCCUGCAGAAGAAGCCUGAGGAGAUCAACCGGCGGUCAGCAGACAUGUGGAGUUUCGCUGUGCUGCUGUGGGAGCUGGUGACCAGGGAGGUGCCCUUCGCUGACCUCUCCAACAUGGAGAUCGGCAUGAAGGUGAGACCACUGGAGCUCAGGGUGCUAGAAGUUAUAGUCUUGUCCUUCCCAGUGCAUCUCUGACAUUGUUCUCUCUUUAUCUCUAUUCUGCCCUCAGGUGGCCCUGGAAGGCCUACGACCCACAAUCCCUCCGGGCAUCUCACCCCACAUCUGCAAGCUCAUGAAGAUCUGCAUGAACGAAGAUCCAGCCAAGAGGCCUAAAUUUGACAUGAUCGUGCCCAUCCUAGAGAAAAUGCAGGACAAGUGA